This is a messenger RNA of Heterobasidion irregulare TC 32-1, 990 nucleotides long. RefSeq lists its product as uncharacterized. The coding region runs from base 1 to 990 and encodes 329 amino acids. The transcript has a single exon. The record is from RefSeq and is a predicted model, not a curated record. NCBI's taxonomy places the organism in Eukaryota, Fungi, Basidiomycota, Agaricomycetes, Russulales, Bondarzewiaceae. Gene Ontology annotation, molecular function: catalytic activity. Gene Ontology annotation, biological process: base-excision repair.
AUGCCUUGUGAAAUCAAACGUCGUCGAUCUCCUUCCCCUGACGAAGUGCUGCUCAAGAGAGAACCAUCGUCAUCUCUUUCGCCACCGCCACCUUCGCCCCUAGUCUUUCCUCCCAAGGUCUCUUCCGCAAAGUCAACUCACAAGGCAAAAAAGCUUAAAAUUCUAUCCGACUUCACUUCCUCCUCCCCCUUUCCAGAUUACUCUCAUCCUACACACGAAGAGGCUCAAGAUGUCUGUGCGCUUCUUGCGAAGACUCAUCCCCAGCACGCAGGCGCCCGCAGAGCUCCUUCAUCCGCGGGAAACUCGGCAUCGACAUGCGGAGGCGUGUCCAAUGUCAUCGACUCGCUCAUAGGCACCAUUCUUUCGCAGAACACGAAUGCGGCCAACUCGACUUCUGCCAAACGCAGUCUAGAUGCGACGUUCGGAUUGCACAACUUCGGUGCUAUCGCCGAUGCCCCUCGGGAGGACGUGAUUGAAGCUAUACGGCAUGGUGGCCUUGCGAACCGCAAAGCCACCAUCAUUCAGAAUCUUCUGCGCGCGAUUCAUGUUCGACAUAGCACUUACUCUCUUCAGCACCUCGCUUCCCCAUCAGUCUGUGACGCGGCUGCCAUGGAAGAACUCGUUUCAUAUGACGGCGUCGGACCGAAAACAGCCGCAUGCGUCUUGUUGUUUUGUCUUGGGAGAGAUUCAUUCGCGGUGGAUACACACAUAUAUCGCCUAACUAGGUUAUUAGGAUGGGUGCCGCAGAAGGCAGACCGGAUCCAGGCGCAGAUGCAUUUAGACGUGAGGGUACCGAAAGAGCUGAAGUAUCCGCUGCACGUCCUGAUGAUUCAGCAUGGUCGAACUUGCAAGGGGUGUAAAGCAAACGGGCGAGGUGGUAUAGGGGAGUGCAUACUGAAGGAGUAUAUGAGGGACAAGAAGAGCGUUAAAAGUGAGGUAAUCGAGACGACUAUCGAAGGUACGGAGCGCAUCAUGAGCGAACGAGAUUGA